AUCAUUGCAUAAAAUAGUUCUUGCAUAUAUUUUAAUAUACUUUUGUUUAAAUUAGUAAUAUUUCUGAAUAGAAGUGUUAAUACAGAACUUAGACUGCCUUCUAUCUUUACUAGAUCUAAAAGGUUUGAUUAAUCUAUGUAGACAUUGACAUGUACACACUAUUACAUUAUUUAGAAAUAACCAGUGAUGAAAAUUUAGCAGAAGAUUUGUGAUUAUUCCAUGAUUUUCGGUUUAUUAGCAUCCUCGUAUUGUGUCUACAUAUGUGUGAGAGAGAGUUCCUGCAUUGUCUCCUGAAAGCAAGCCAUGAAUCACGACCACUCGCUUCAACCAAAAACAUUGGCAAAGAAUUGGCGACAAUUGAUGAUAAUCAACAAAACAAUAACGAGAAGGAAAAAUUCAUGUGCUCCAAGAUGAGAACGUACCUAGUAAGAAAUGGUAAGCUAAAGAAAAGGAAAAAGAUAAUGACAUAAUAAUUAACGUAUAUACAUAUAAGCUUGGAUCGACAUGGCAAUAGCGUUCACCCAAUGUUCAGAAAAGCUAGGGUACCUCAUUCUUCAGUUAGCAAAAAAUUUCAUGGUGUAUAUGGCCAUGGUGCUUGCAUGCAACGGUUUACAUUUCCUUCUAAAGCCCUAUUCACAACCUCGCAUUACUUCUGACAUAGUUGUAGGAGUGGUAUUGGGGAACAUACCUUUUUUACGAAAACUGUUCGAUGAAUUCAACAGAGCCUUUGGAUUUAUCAUGGAUUUUGGGAUGAUGUGUUACAUGUUUGCAUUGGGUAUAGAGAUGGAUCCCAGCCUACUGUUCAAACGCCCGAACAAGGAUGCUCUGGUUGCAUACACGGCGAUACUCUGCACCUUCGCGGUAUCCCUUUCAUUGCUCCCAUUUCUCCAUUUCUUCUCACGGCUUACUGGCGUAGCCUUCACCAUCUCCGUCUCUGCUCUUCUAGCGAGCUCAGCAUCUCCAGUUCUCACGCGAUUACUAACAAAUAUGAAGAUAGGAAAAUCAGACAUUGGAAAGCUUGUGAUAGCAGCAGGAAUGCACUCGGAUUUAGUCUGCUUGUUGAUUUUCUCAAUUUGCUACAUUUUCAUGCCAACCGAUGCAUACUGCAUUGGGCACCACAGUGAAAGGACGCUGAAGAACGACAUACAAACGAUAAUUGCGGUGGUGGUGCAGACGACGUUCACGGCGAUGGUUUCGCCGGUUUUCAUGGCAUGGGUGAACAAUGAGAACCCUGAAGGCAGACCCAUGAAAGGGUCGCAUCUGGUAUUGUCGGUUGCCUUCAUGGUCUUGAUUUGCUCCCCCUCGACUCUAUACGACUUUAGUCCGGUUCUAAGUGCGUUUAUGACAGGGAUAUGUCUUCCCCGUGAUGGAAGAGUUUCGAAAUGGAUUAUCAGCAAAAUCAACUACAUCUUGUCCACCAUCUUCUUUCCCAUCUUCUUCUUGUGGAUGGGCAAUGCAGCUAAUGUCACCCAAUUCAGACCUGGAGACCCUACAACUUGGUUAAGGUUUUUUAUACCUAUUUUCAUAGUCUUCACAGGUAAAAUUGUUGGCACACUCAUUUCUGGGGCAAUACUUGGAUUUAACUGGCGGGAAUCUAUUUUUAUCGGAUUGCUCCUCAUCACCAAAGGCCAUUUUCAAAUCUACAUGGCAAUCAAAGUGUUGACUUGUCGCAUCAAAGAGGAUGUCGACACGGGCCUUCUGUCGGUGGCAUCAAUAUUUUUCGCAGUGGUGCAUGCCCCUGCAGUUGUGACACAGAUCAUCAAACGUGCCAGGAAAAGGGCACCUACUCACAGCAACGCCCUCCAAUUGCUAAAGCCAUCAAGCGAGUUGAGAAUAUUCUUGUGCCUUCACGGACUUGAUAAUGUUCCUGCUUCCAUCAACUUCAUGGAGAUCUCAAGAGGGAUAUCAGACCCUGGCAUGGUAAUAUAUGUCGCAGAAAUUAUUGAAUUAACUGAACAUAUAUCAUCAAUUAUGGAGAGUGGUGAAGGAGUACAAAGUAAUACUAUAAAAGACAAGGCUGUGGUAGAGAUGAGAGAACAAAUAACGAACUUGUUUCAAGCGUACAUAGAUAAUGAUGGAGAUGGUAUUACUCUCAAGAGAGCGUUGGCACUGUCAACAAUCAAUAACAUGGCACAGAACAUCUGCGUUUUAGCAGAGGACUUGAUGAUAGCCCUCAUUAUACUUCCAUUCCACAGGAACCAGCGUCAGGACGGAAAAUUGGAUGGUGGAAAUCCAGGCUUCAGACAUGUGAACCGAAAGUUAUUAAAGAACUCUCCUUGUUCGGUGGGAAUUCUAGUGAACAGAGGUUUUGGGUCAAUUGGGAAAAUAUCAAGGUCUCAGCCAUCAGUUAAAGUAGCAGCAAUAUUCAUUGGCGGAAGAGAUGAUAGAGAGGCACUUUGUUAUGUGGGUCGUGUGGCAUGGCAUCAGGGAGUACACGUGACAGUGAUAAGAUUCCUGGUAGAUACCAGUGCAGAAUCUACAAGACUGGCGGCUUAUAGGGUCAGCCUCCCAGAGGAGGAGGAGAUGGGAUUGGAUGAUGAAUGCUUUGCACAGUUCUAUGAACAGCAUAUAGUUGGAGGUCGCAUUGCUUAUUUGGAGAAGCAUCUUGCAAAUGCAUCAGAGACCUUCUCUACUCUUAGAUCAUUUGAAGGGGAAUACUCACUUGUCAUUGUAGGAAGAAAAGCUGGAGCAAACUCCGUAUUGACAAAGGGUAUGAAUGACUGGCAACAGUGUCCAGAACUCGGACCAAUAGGGGACGUUCUUUCAGGACCAGACUUUUCAAAGUCAGUCACUGUAUUGAUAAUUCAACAACACAAACUUAGAGGAGAACUAGAUGGCCUUGACGAGGACUUCACUAUCAUGUAGUACAUGUAAAUGGAUAGGUAGUGUAGGAACAGAUACAAACUGUAGCAGAGAAACAGAGAAUUGCUAGAACCACUGUGAAAAUUAAUUGUAUAGAUAAAUGUACAAUUUGAUAGAUUUACUCAGAAUGUUGCAAUCAACAAAAAUUGCAUUCAGCAAUCAUGUCUACAAAGGCACUCUACAAAUCCUUAUAGGAAAAGCAUUCCACAAAUUUAAGCUGAGAAGCAAGUCGAAAGGAAAAUUAAAACAACAUCGAGAGGUCGCCCCACAGAAACAUAUCUCCCUACACUAUUCGAUUUGUGGAAUAAAUCCUACAACUAGUUGCUUCUAAUAAUGUUGAUUCUUAAAUAGACUACAAGAAGAUGAAGAGAACAAAAAAGCAUUCUAACUUCAGGUAAUUAAUUCUACAAUACAAUUCACGGAAAGUUGUAAAUACUUCCAUACCAAGUCCAUCAGCUAUAAAAACCAUACACAGAUACUUACAAUAAUUGCUGAUAUAGCUAUCUCCUAGUCAGUUCAUCGAACUUGAAAAGAAGAUCAAAAUUCACAAUUCAGACGCAACCAAGAAUUCCGUACCUAUUUCUGUCAUAAUUUGGUAUUUUUUGGCCGCUAAUUUUGUUGUAAAAUCUUGUUUCUUUGCUUGACUGCUUGAGAUUCAGUGAAUUUGUAACGUGAUUACGUUACCAUUGUUGAGAAAAUGAAAGCGUCAAGCGUUGAGUAGCAUUGAAAUGGUGCAUUUGUUGAGCCGUGAUUCCAUUUUUGAAGAAACGGAAGCUAUCAUUGUUGGCGCUCUUUUGGUGCAUGGCGAGCAAGAAUUGUUGGUGUGAACGACAAUAAUGGAUGCGGUGAAGACGGUGCAUCCUUGGCGGGAAUUAAGCAUGAGAUAGCAUGCAAUGGGCAUUGUUUUCUUACGUAAAUUGGGAGCAGCUGUUCGGUGGUUGGUUCGCGGUGCAGGACAACUUCAUGAACAAUUUCGUCACUUUAUUUGAAUUAAGUGCAAGUGGUGAUCUCCUGCUAUAUUGGUGAGUUGAAUUUUCUGUUCGUGGCAUGCAAUUGACGACGAUGCAGAUUUUGAAGUGGUUUAAUUAUUUUGGCUAGGAGAAUUGGUCAAGGGGUGCUGGUGCAAGAUGAAAUUAUGAGAAUGAAGCAGUUUAUCAAUUCAAAAUUCGGGUCUUGGUGCAAAACGAAAGCAUCUAGGUGGAAUAAUCGUCAUAUGCAAAGUUUUUCGGUGAAGCAAUUUAUCGAGCAGCUGGCUGGUAGUUUUGGCACCGUGAAAAAAAACAAAGCAGUUUGGUGUGUCAUUUUGCUAUGCAUUUGGUGGACAAUUCGGAAGCAGCUGCAUGAAAUGCGGUUGAGGUCAUUUUGUCCGUUUGGUUUGUGAAAUAAGUCCCUUAGCUAAAAGUUUCAUAUAGUUCUUGUAAAGAAGUUUCGUAUAUGUAUUAUUUUAUUCUAAAUUUUGUAGGAAUAAGUUUAUCUAUUACUGUUAUUUUUUAUACUUUGGUAAAGGAAAGUGUUUGGAUAUUGAAAAAUUCGUUCCU
Vigna radiata var. radiata (mung bean) is the source of this 4400-nucleotide messenger RNA. RefSeq names its product cation/H(+) antiporter 28. The record is from RefSeq and is a predicted model, not a curated record. Gene Ontology annotation, cellular component: membrane; endomembrane system. Gene Ontology annotation, biological process: regulation of pH; proton transmembrane transport. The coding region runs from base 505 to 2865 and encodes 786 amino acids. Lineage: Eukaryota; Viridiplantae; Streptophyta; Magnoliopsida; Fabales; Fabaceae. The transcript has 4 exons. Gene Ontology annotation, molecular function: antiporter activity.